This is a messenger RNA of Pseudomyrmex gracilis, 3551 nucleotides long. It is a transcript of the gene slx1, whose product is annotated as structure-specific endonuclease subunit slx1. Gene Ontology annotation, molecular function: crossover junction DNA endonuclease activity; 5'-flap endonuclease activity. The record is from RefSeq and is a predicted model, not a curated record. Gene Ontology annotation, biological process: double-strand break repair via homologous recombination. Gene Ontology annotation, cellular component: Slx1-Slx4 complex. NCBI's taxonomy places the organism in Eukaryota, Metazoa, Arthropoda, Insecta, Hymenoptera, Formicidae. The transcript has 3 exons. Bases 402 to 1220 code for a protein of 272 amino acids.
AAAUAGAAUGGAGAAAUUAUAUUUUCGAUGUUGGUAACUCCCUUGACUCAAAAUAGAGAAUUUCUUUUUCUUCAGUUUGGUAGCUCUGAAAUCGGAGUUUCACGUUUUCACUUCGAGAGGUCUUCAAGGUCAACAUAUGAAUUCGAACUCCGAAUUUUUCGAAGUUGGCUUUCACUUCUGCUGUUCGACCAUCAGACAUUUGGGAACAUGAGGAACAGCUGACGAAAAUAUGUCACUCACCAGGUGUUCAUAACUGUAAAUAAUAGAACGCAUCGAAUGUAUCAUGAAUAAGAAUAAAGUAAACAAAUGGUUGAGCAUAAAAACAUUUAUUUAUUGCUGUCGAAUUUCUUCGAUUUACCUGUGAAAACCGUUCGUUCUAAAAUUGUAUAAACUCUUCGACGAUGGAAGAAGAGCCCGAAGUGGUGGAGCAUUUCUUCGGCGUGUAUCUACUCUACUGUUUGAAUCCAAAAUACAAAGGAAGAACGUACAUAGGUUACACUGUGAAUCCAAGACGCAGGAUCAAGCAACACAAUGCUGGUAAAAAACACGGUGGAGCCUGGAGAACUAGCAACAAGGGACCAUGGAAUAUGGUCUUGAUUGUUCACGGAUUUCCCAACAAUACUUCUGCGCUCAGAUUCGAAUGGGCUUGGCAGCAUCCGCACGAGAGCAGACGGCUUAAGCACAUACCAAAGAAGAAAUCGUCGCAGAAGAGGUUCGACUUCUGCUUAACGGUUCUUUCCGAAAUGUUGAAAGUUGGACCCUGGUGUCGUUUGCCGUUAACGGUUCGUUGGUUGGAUUACGAAUUCUCCAAAGACUUUCACGGAUGCAUAUCGCCGCCACUGCACAUGCCUAUAUGCUACGGUAAAGUCACCAGUUGCAAGAACAAGCGAACGCAGAGAUCGAAAGCCGACGAUAUCGUUUCGAAGGAAUUGCGCGGGGAAGAUUCGCUGAUGUUCUGUUCUCUCUGCGGCUCGAUUAUGACGGAAAGGGAUUCUGUCUCCUGCGUGCAACCGAAAUGUCUCUUGAUCGCGCAUUUGAUCUGUCUGGCGAAAAUGUUUUGCAAGAAUGAAACGAUGAUUCUACCGAUCGAAGGUAGUUGUCCCGCGUGCAGAACGAACGUCCUCUGGGGAGAUCUUGUAAGAAAAAAGAACGGGUGCUAUCAAACUCUUCGAGAGACUUCCACCGAUUCCUCUUCCAGCGAUAGUGACGAUAUAUUAUAAAUAUCUCGUAGUUUAGUCGAAGUUCAUCUAACUGUAAAUAGAAUAUGUACAUUGAGGAUUGUCAUUCAGUUUUUCUUGUGGUAAAAUAGUAUCCUAGAACAAUCGCUAUAUUUUGUGAUAUAUUUACAUCUUAUCACAGUGGAGUUUGUUUAAUACGAGGAUAACGCGAAAUUACAUGUAAUAUUAUUUGUAUUUUUAUAAUUAUAAUUUAUAUAUGCACAGUUUACAAGCAGAAUUUGUGUUCUUGUUGCACAUCAAAUUCUUUCUCUAUUCUCUCCCUAUUUUGAACAAUGAAGAAAGUAUAUAAAUUUUAAUACAUCUAUUCAAAUUUUUUAUUCUAUACUAGAGAAAAAAUUACGAUGAGAUUUCGGAGAGAAAAAUUUUGUUUUUUUAUUUAAUUUUUGUCUUUUCUCUACUUCAUUUUGUUUUACAAUUGCUCGUUUUAAACUAUUACAAGGUUUGCGAGGUCGAUGAUCUUACGAUCGACGAUGCAAACGGUAGAUGCGCGUGUGACGACAUUAAUUCGUGAUACGUUUUGACACGUGAAACGUUAACUGUUACACAGCAACAGUGCGUCCAUGAUUUCUAUUCGGUGGACAUUGGUUUACUGUGCAAUUAGCACGCGCCGAGCCGAAACCGUUAGUAGAACUCGUACGUGAUCAAACAGCGCCAUUCACGUCGAAAUACUUGAGGUGUACGCCAGUGGUAACAUAAUCGUUUUUUUUUUUUUUUAAUUUAUAAGCCAUAUGUUGAUUUCCUCGACUAGCCAUUAGUACGUACAUCUCGCGCGUAAAUUAUUAUUGUGUACGUGUUUUUAUCUUUAUAAUUACUCAUAAUUACUGCAAUUUGCUAUAUAAUUACAUAAUACAAAUCAGCGUAAGAAAUGAACAAAGAUCUUUCGAUUCGUUGGUUUUGUAGAAGCGAAAAAAUGAUAAACAACAAUUAAAUUACGCGCUAACAUCAUUAAAUAUACGCGAUGUUAAUAAAAAAUACGUGUUGAAACAAUAAACAAAAAUAUAAAAAUUUACACCAGAGAGAAUUUCGACAUUUUUUUAUAAUAUAUACUCCAAAUAUGUACUUUAAAAAUUGUUUUCGUCAAAACUAUUAUUGAUAUUACCAAUAAACAUAAAGUGCGCUUAAAUCUUCGUACGCUUCGCCUUUUCGCAUACAAGACUUGUACGCAUUUUAUAAACUAAAAUAAAUUAGUUCUUAAAAACUAGAAUAAAUAAAUAAAUUAAAAAAACUUUGUAUGUGUUUCAUACAUUAGAAUUUCCGCGCUUUCUGAUUCACCGCAAUUCACAUAUAGAUAUACAGAAAUAUAUAUAUAAAUAUCCAGAAAAAGAGAGAGAAAUAUCGUCUGUAUAUACUAUACGUAUAUAGGUAAAUAAAUCUCCACGCGGAUUUAUGUUCUCUCGCGUGGUAAUUUUAUACAAGCUGUCUCACGCUUUUAAUAUCUGCUUUUAUUGCGAUUUAAUUUCACACACGUGUGCCCUGUCAAAAUAAAUUAAAUAAACGCGAUGAUGCGAUUUCUUCGAGAGAUUAGCAAGUCUUCGCCGCGCGAGAUCUCUUUCAAAGAAAUACAAAACCACCAAAUUUGUUAUUUAUGCGAAAGAGAUUUCCAUUGCGAUUAAGAUGUAGAUACCAAUUUCAGUGGACCAGAACCGACGGAAUUGAUGGUUACGUUCGCUCGAUACGGGAUAAACAGAAAGCGGAAACGAACGAUUUGCUGGCCAUAUCUUCACCCGUGGUAACCGGUGCGCAUCCAUUAGUAGCUCUACCGAAAUUACAACGGAUAACGGUACGGAAAACCUCACUUAAAAAGAGCAAGAUAUAGACGUAGUCUCGCGGUUGAGAGUCAAUAUAAUCCGGCUAUCGCGCUAAAAGAACAAUUUUCAAGUUUUUUUGUGCGAGUAUAUUCCAAUAUUAUUCCAAAACAUAUAUCAAAUUGUACACGUAAAAAUCUAUCUUCAAUUUUUCCGCUCUAAUAAUAACAAUUUUAACAAUCAUUGCGUGUUUUUUGAUACUUUUUUUUUUUAAAAAAACAAACUUCUCAUUUUGCGUUGUAUUUAAAAUCCAACUCGAUACAAAGUGUUAUUAUUUACUGAUAGGAAUAAAAUAAUUGGAACAUACAUAGCAGCUCGUCUCUCUCUCUCUCUCUCUCUCUCUCUCUCUUGCAACGAACGUAUAUAAUCAUCUAACGUAUCUAUAUUUACGUAUUUAAUUAUUAUAUUUUGUUCGCGUUUAUGUUCGCGUUUCCUUUUAUUGAUCCAGUUUUCCGAGAUAGCGAAGAAACUGGAUGUUCUCUCUUCAUGCGAAUCGCGAACAUUUUUU